AUGUCAUUUCAGUAUCAAACCCUUAAUCAAACACUUUCGCUUAAACUCAAAGUCACCACCUUAUUGGAUCAAGAGAUAGUUGGGUUUAUUUAUACAUUUUCAUCUUCCAAUGAAGUACUAGUUUUAAUAACUAGCAAUAAUAUAGAUCAAGUCAAACACGACUCAUCAUUGACAUCAUCAUCAUCAUCAUCACCGCCACCACCAGCAAAUCAAAAAAACACAUACCGAAUUAUCAACACGUCCUUUAUUAAAAGCAUACAAGUUUUGAACGCACCCCCUUUGAGAAAGGUAAUACCUAAACCUAACAAGAGUGACAGACUUGUAAUUGAACCAAUUAAUGUGGACGAUUUGGACCAAUUUUUACAAGAACAAAUUCAAACUUAUAAAGUUUCUCCAGUUGGUAUUAUUUCCACCUCAAUAACAAAAGAGCCAACAUCGCAUCACGGCUCAUCGAAACUGCACAAGAGUACACCCACCACACAACCAACUCAACAACAGCAUACACAACCAACUUCACCGACUCAGAAUCACCCACAUCGUCAUCAGCAUAACCAAAAAUCAAUCACAUCUCAACUACACGACAAAUUACUGGCGUGGUUUGGCAACGAAAAUGUCACUUAUGGGAAUCAAAAACAUACAGAGAUUAUCAUACACAACGAUAUCAAGUUAAUUAAACCUUUUACCAAUACACAAAAAAAUGUACAAGUGUUAAACAAACAGACCAAGCAUUUGCCAGCUUUGAAUCGAGCUUUAAAACAAUUCUGGGACGGUAUAGAUAACGAAAAAAAAGGUGGAUAA
This is a messenger RNA of Lodderomyces orthopsilosis Co 90-125, 798 nucleotides long. RefSeq lists its product as uncharacterized. Bases 1 to 798 code for a protein of 265 amino acids. The transcript has a single exon. The record is from RefSeq and is a predicted model, not a curated record. Lineage: Eukaryota; Fungi; Ascomycota; Pichiomycetes; Serinales; Debaryomycetaceae.